Molecule: messenger RNA, 801 nt
Organism: Marchantia polymorpha subsp. ruderalis
Lineage: Eukaryota; Viridiplantae; Streptophyta; Marchantiopsida; Marchantiales; Marchantiaceae
Source: the annotation of a GenBank genome assembly
AUGAGUCGCGCACCAGCACCUGCCCUACCCCGACGCUCUGCACUUCCCUCUACAACAGGCAGCGGCCGAACGGACGGACAAUGCGCCAUGGCCCUCUCCUCGCUGUCUGCCUGCCUCCCCACUACUGCUACUCCUCCUGCUGCCCCCGCACUUCUUCGCCAAGCUUCAUCACCACACUCUCCUCCUCCUGCUCGCUCCUGCUCGCUCGCUCGCAUACCUGAGACCCUGCGACCUGCGCUGCUGCGAAGUACGAGGUACGCUCGUCGUUCGCUUUCUACCUCCUCCUCCUCUCGCCUGCUCCUGCAGCUCCUCCUCCUCCUCCUCCACCUCCUCCUCUCAUUUCUACAUCGCCUCGUCCUCGACCCUCGCUCUCGCCGUCGCGGCCCUCUCUCGACACAAGACAAACGUCCACGGAGCGUCUUUGGCUCUUUCCUCACCCCCCGCCCCCUCCCUAUGCCUCUACCGCUCGCCCUCCUCGCUCGUCCUCGAGCUGCUGCUGCUGCUGCCGCCUCCGCUGCUCGUCGUCGUACAUUUCACACGCCAGAAAAGUUACAGACAGAGCGACAGACAGACAGACAGAAAGAAAGCGAGCGAGCGCGGGCACGCCGAGACACGCCGGAGCGGAGCGGAGCGGAGACAGGUGGAACAACGGAGUCGGACCCGCGCCAGGACAAAGAUCCAUCGAACGCUCCGAAGUCGGUUCCAACGUCCGCCCCCAGUCCUAGCCUAGCCCGCCCUCGCCCUCCUUCUCCGCGGCCUAAUUCCCUUCCCUUUGCUUCGCCCUCCGCCAAUUUUAGCUAG